AGCUUAGCCUCGGGAGAGAGCAAAGCUUCCUAAGACAGACUCAGACCAGGACAGAGUCAGCCCCACCCGGAGCCCCCUUUCAGAAGUUAGGCUUCCAAGAAGGAACACCCAAAUUGUCCAGUUGCUGCAGAGCCCCAGCCUCCGGGGGCAGGGGCCUCCAGGAGAGUCUGUAAAUGGUUUCCUCACAAUCACCCUUCUCAGGACGGUGGGGGCAUCCACUACUCAGCCGGAAUUUGACUCUCAUGGCAUAGAGCCCGGUCUCCGUGGCAGCGGAGGAUUUAUUACCAGGCCUCCGCCCAGCAUGCUGGACUUUCGACUCCAAGCUGGAGUAAAGAGAACCAAACUCAGUUCCAGGAGUAAGGGGAGCCUGAGGAUGGCCAAGUUCCUUUCCCAGGACCAAAUUAAUGACAAGAACGGAGAGCUGGACUUCUCCACCUUCCUGACCAUCAUGCAUAUGCAAAUCAAGCAAGAGGACCCAAAGAAAGAAAUCCUUCUGGCCAUGCUGAUGGCAGACAAGGAGAAGAAAGGUUACAUCAUGGCGUCUGAGCUGCGGUCGAAACUCAUGAAACUGGGAGAGAAGCUCACUCACAAGGAAGUAAUGUGAUUUAUUGCAGUGGAUGAUCUUUUCAAGGAAGCAGGCAUUGAACCAAACGGCCAAGUGAAAUAUGACACGUUUAUCCAGAGGAUCACCAUUCCUGUGCGAGACUACUAAGGGAGCCAAGAUCAAGAGAGCAGAUGAGAGCCUUCGGGGCCUGAAAACCUAGACUGAUUCCUUUUUGUAAGGGAAGUCUAGAGAUGACACAACCACUGCAUGGCAUAAGUACCAAUAAAUGAUGUAGCCAUGGCAUUGGAUAACUGUAAUAAGGUCUGUCUUGAUUUCGGUACUAACAUUAGUCUAGCCAUUUGCAGCAUAGUCUAGCCCUAUGAUUUGUAGUCAGGGUUGUGUGCCAGUGCUGCCUCUGCAACAUCAUCCCCUCACCCAUUGUACUUCUCAAAGCCUUUGGACCUCAUAAGGAUGAAGAUUGUGACUGAAAAUAAAUGGUUGGCAACUUCAAA
Mus musculus (house mouse) is the source of this 1056-nucleotide messenger RNA. It is a transcript of the gene Calml4, whose product is annotated as calmodulin-like 4. The coding region runs from base 302 to 604 and encodes 100 amino acids. Gene Ontology annotation, cellular component: microvillus. NCBI's taxonomy places the organism in Eukaryota, Metazoa, Chordata, Mammalia, Rodentia, Muridae. The transcript has 4 exons. Gene Ontology annotation, biological process: brush border assembly. Gene Ontology annotation, molecular function: calcium ion binding; myosin head/neck binding. The record is from RefSeq and is a predicted model, not a curated record.